UCAUUAAAACUUUCUGAACUAAUUCACCUAAUUCACUCUAAGAACUCUGAAAAAUGAAUGCCAAACUUUUAAUCCUGAUCUUUACCAUUUUGACCAUUACCUCUGGUCAGUAUUACGGUGGCUACCCAACCGCUAGUGGUUACUACGGUAACGGAGUGUACGGCGGAGGGUAUGGAAACGUUGGAUAUGGUGGAUAUGGGUAUCCUGGUCAAUAUUAUGGAGGAUAUGAAUAUGGAAGUCCAUAUGGAUAUGUUGGAAAACGAAGCAGUGGAUUCGGUCCCAAAAAUUGAAAAUUAACUCAAUCUCCUUCUAUUUUUCUCAUGUUUUUUGCGGUAUACGUUAUUUAAUUUUACACAAAUAAAUUUUAACUGUAA
Messenger RNA from Caenorhabditis elegans, 374 nucleotides. RefSeq names its product FIP (Fungus-Induced Protein) Related (gene fipr-13). The coding region runs from base 54 to 290 and encodes 78 amino acids. The transcript has 2 exons. The record is from RefSeq and is marked reviewed. NCBI's taxonomy places the organism in Eukaryota, Metazoa, Nematoda, Chromadorea, Rhabditida, Rhabditidae.